This is a messenger RNA of Arabis nemorensis, 423 nucleotides long. The record is from the annotation of a GenBank genome assembly. Lineage: Eukaryota; Viridiplantae; Streptophyta; Magnoliopsida; Brassicales; Brassicaceae.
AUGGCAUCAUACAAGGUUUUCCUCAUUGCUUUCUUAGUGAGUAUCUCUUCCUCUAUUAUGAUCAACACUUGCUCAGCCUCACGCCAUCUUCUCCAACAACAACCUCUUCCUCAAAUUCCUAACAUGCCUAUCCCGACUAUGGGACUACCUCCAUUGCCUUCAACAUUGCCACAACCAACUCUUCCGACCAUUCCCACUUCGAUCCCUCCAUUGCCAUCAACUUUGCCAAAACCAACACUUCCGACUAUUCCCACUUCAAUCCCUCCAUUGCCAUCAACUUUACCACAACCAACACUUCCGACCAUUCCUACUUCAAUGCCAACUUUGCCUUCAUUUCCGACAACAAUUCCAUCUCUUCCGGCAAAUUUCCCAUCCAUUCCGUUUUUCACUCCACCACCUUCGACAACUACAUCAAGUCCUUAA